Molecule: messenger RNA, 1117 nt
Organism: Periophthalmus magnuspinnatus
Lineage: Eukaryota; Metazoa; Chordata; Actinopteri; Gobiiformes; Gobiidae
Gene: rbp4
Product: retinol binding protein 4, plasma
Exons: 6
Coding region: 59-643 (194 amino acids)
Biological process (GO): retinol transport
Molecular function (GO): retinol binding; retinol transmembrane transporter activity
Source: RefSeq, a predicted model, not a curated record
ACUCGCUCAAACCAAGGUCUGAUUCCUAAGAGUGGCCCACCCCUGCUUGGUCUCCAGAAUGUUGCAGUACGUGGUUGCCUUCUGCCUCGUGGCUGUGUCCUGGGCACAGGACUGCCAGGUGGCUAACAUCCAGGUCAUGCAGAACUUUGACAGGACCAGGUACACAGGCACAUGGUAUGCAGUCGGUAAGAAGGACCCUGAGGGGCUGUUCUUACUGGACAACAUUGUGGCCGUUAUGAGCAUUGAAGAUGGUCAAAUGACUGCCACAGCCGAGGGCAGAGUCAUCAUUCUCAACAACUGGGAAACAUGCGCUAGAAUGAUUGCCACCUUCCAUGACACUGACAACCCAUCCAAAUUCAAGAUGAAGUACUGGGGAGCAGCCGCCAACCUGCAGGAGGGAUAUGACGACCACUGGGUGAUUGACACAGACUACGAUAACUACGCCGUGCAUUACUCCUGCAGACAAGUCGAUGAUGAUGGCACUUGCAAGGACAGUUAUUCUUUCAUCUUCUCCCGACAUCCCACUGGACUGAGGCCCGAAGACGUGGCUGCAGUCACCCAGAAGAAAAGGGACAUCUGCCUGCUGGGAAAAUACAGACGCGUAGACCAUACUGGUUAUUGCGCUACAGCACCUGCUAAGUGAUUUGGGAACUCUCAGGAACAUUCAUUUUGUUUUACCUCUGGACUUUAAAACACUUACCAUCACUGUGGAGAAAAUAAAGCAUUCCGGUUUCACGAACUUGUAUCACUGUAAAUAGAAGACUGGAGAAAUUUGUCCACAUUUUUACUGUUUUUCUGUCAUUGGACUUUCCCUUUCUCAUGUAAAACUCAUACUAUUGCACAGAUGUCAACAAAUCUUACAUAUAUUGGGUUAAUUCUAUGGUUGUAUGAGGUCAAUGAUGCAUUUUACAAUAAAAUGUCCAUGUUUUGUGGGAUUACACAUUCUAAACAAGUGCCAGUUUUCUUUCAUAAUCAUACCAGUUUGUAGUUUGUCAACCUCGGUGGGAUUUCAAUUGGGCAAAUUGUGUUUGGAACAGCCUGACAAACUGCUAAUGCAAGCCCAAAUUUUAUGAGGAAUAUUUUAUUUGUAAAUGAAAUAAAAGUAUUGGAGGGAAAA